AUGGGUCGUCAGAGGAAGCGUGAUAAGCUCUACGUAACCUCGGCCGAAUGGGCAGAAAGCGGUGGUGCCAAAGAGAAACGAGUCAAUGGUGAAUUCAAGAAAUUGCCAUUCUCUUGCUGCUCCUUGACGCUGACACCAUUCGAACAUCCCGUGUGCACUGCUGAUGGCACCAUCUUUGAUCUGGUGAACAUCAUACCGUGGAUUAAGAAGAACGGCACUAACCCAGUGACUGGUGAAAAACUCGAAACCAAAGACUUGAAGGCGCUCAAUUUCACCAAGAGUUCUGAUUCUGGCGAAUACCACUGUCCUAUCACAUUCAAAGUAUUCAACGAACAUACACAUAUCGUGGCUAUUAGAACUUCUGGAAACGUCUACUCAUAUGAGGCAGUCGAUUCGCUGAAUCUCAAAACAAAGAACUUCAAGGACCUACUCACUGACGAGCCAUUCACUCGAAAGGAUAUAAUCACCAUACAGGAUCCACAUAAUAUAGCGACAAACAGGAAUAUCAACGAAUUUCAUUAUAUCAAAAACGAUUUGAAGCCUCUUGCAAAAGAAGGAGGAGCGUCUAACGACGAUGAAGACGACGACGAAGACACUCAACAGAGUAACAGUAAGAUUAACGUCGAAGGCAAAGGCUCAUUAUCACGAGUGUUAGCUCAAGUCAGUAAAGCUAGUUCCAGUGGCAGCAGCUCUGGCACGAAAUCCACUACACCCGUUACUCUCACGCCAUCAUACGUUUCCAAACCAAAGAAGGCAUAUAAUGAAGCUCAUUAUUCAACAAACGCUGCCAGUAGCAGUUUAACAUCGACAGCUCUCACGCCGCAAUUCAAAAACGUACCCGCAGUGAUUGAUAAAGAGUACUACAUGUUUGGCAAAAUCAAAAAGAAUGCAUUUGCAGUGAUACAGACAAACAUGGGUGACAUCAAUAUUGAGUUGUUUGCGUCAGAGGUAGCCAUGACAAGUUACAAUUUCAUAAUGCUGGCCAAAUCAGGAUACUACAAGAACGUCGUGUUUCAUAGGUCAAUCAAGAACUUUAUGCUCCAAGGUGGCGAUCCCACUGGAACAGGAAAAGGAGGAAGUUCAUGGUGGAAGAAGGACUUUCCAGAUGAGUGCAAGUCAGCUACGUUGAGCCAUAGUGGUCGUGGGGUCCUGAGUAUGGCAAAUAGAGGAAAGGACACCAACUCUUCACAAUUUUUCAUCACAUACAAAUCUUGUACACACCUUGACAACAAGCAUACCGUAUUUGGUAAAGUUGUCGGUGGUCUUGAAACAUUAUCCAAGAUAGAAAGGGUUCCAACUGAUGACAAGGACAAGCCAAUGGAAACAAUCAAAAUGAAGGAUGUGGUCAUACUAGUCGACCCUUUUGCAGAGUUUCAAGCUGAAUUGGACCAACAGGCUCAAGCAGAGGAACACAAAGCUGCCGCUCAAAAGGCACGAUCUAUGCCUCGUCAGAUUCCUGCUGCUCCGUCACCAGUACCGUCAUCAGGUGGUGGGAUUGGUAAAUAUCUUCCAAGUGCAUCAACAGCAACUACAUCUUCAGAAACCACAUCGCUAAAGAGACCUAGUAUAUGGGAUGGUGAUGUCGCUGAAGGUAGCGCAGAAAAGAAACCAAAGAACAAAUCAAGUGGAUUUGGAAAUUUUGAUUCUUGGUAA
This is a messenger RNA of Synchytrium microbalum, 1653 nucleotides long. RefSeq lists its product as uncharacterized. The transcript is spliced from 8 exons. The record is from RefSeq and is a predicted model, not a curated record. Gene Ontology annotation, biological process: protein folding; protein polyubiquitination; protein peptidyl-prolyl isomerization. Bases 1 to 1653 code for a protein of 550 amino acids. Gene Ontology annotation, cellular component: catalytic step 2 spliceosome. Lineage: Eukaryota; Fungi; Chytridiomycota; Chytridiomycetes; Synchytriales; Synchytriaceae. Gene Ontology annotation, molecular function: peptidyl-prolyl cis-trans isomerase activity; ubiquitin-ubiquitin ligase activity.